CUUCAAGGAAACUACUCCAGAUACAUUAGAAAUUAGGGAACAUAAAUAUUACUCGAAUGUUGAUUCACGCGUAUAAUUAUUAUUAUCACGGGGCAACUUCGUAGAUCGUACGUAUACAAAGACUCGUCAUCACACAAGUCUUUCUGUAUUGUUUUGCAAGUAUUUGGAAAUUUGGUGGAAAAUCAUCUGCUGUGUCAGAAUUUCAGGCUUAAUUAAUUGAGUCCAUGUAUUUCAUGGAAAUUUGCUAUAUAAUUUUCAAGCCCGCAUAAUUAGAAGGCCGAUUAGUUGGUAAGUUGGUUUGGCUAAACCGAACGUGGAGUGGAUUGAUUACCAAAUUAGGUAACGCGUAUUUGGGUAUAUAAAACCCCCCAGGAAUCAGAUGGGUUUUUGCUUUUGCACAAGGGUUUGGAUUUGGAAGAAGCAACACACAAUUGCAUACAUUUUCUUCGGUCAAAAUCAUGGGGCAAUGCUUCUCUGACGUGAAAGGCGGUCAGCAGGCGGUUGGUGGUGUGGCCGGAGCCGCUAUCGGCGGCGGCGCGGCGGAUUCUGGCCCUAACGACGCCGUGGACUACUUCUUCAGGGCGAAAGGGGAACACAAUCUUUGCACACAAAUCGAGUUGUCUCUAUCAGCUUCAAAGCUUCUUGAUCUCGAUGUUGUAUCAAAGAGUGAUCCUAUGGCAGUGGUCUACAUGAAGAGACGGGAUGGGAAGCUUGAUGAACUUGGCCGCACUGAAGUAAUACUGAACAAUCUAGACCCUACUUGGAUUCAUAAGAUACAUAUCACAUAUCAAUUUGAGAUUAUUCAAACGCUAAUUUUUCACGUGUAUGAUGUCGACUCUAAAUAUCAUAAUAUACCUGUGAAGAUGCUGAAAUUGCAAGAUCAAGAUUUCCUUGGUGAAGCUACUUGUGUUGUCUCUCAGAUUGUUACUAAACGAAACCGGAGUUUGACCUUGAAUCUCCAUAAUAGAAAUGGAAUAUGUUCGGGAAAUUUGGGGACAAUAACUGUCCGUGCAGAGGAAACUGUUGCUUCAAGGAAUGCCGUCGAGCUUGAAUUUCGUUGUUCAGCUCUAGAAAACAAAGAUACGUUCUCCACAAGUGAUCCUUUCUUAAGAAUCUCCAGAGCUUCUGAGAGUGGAGGUUAUAUUCCUAUUUGCAAGACUGAAGUCGUGAACAACAACUUGAAUCCAACUUGGAAACCAAUGUGUCUAACCAUGCAACAGUUCAUGAGCAAGGAGAACCCGUUGGUGAUUGAGUGCUUUGAUUUCAAUACCAGUGGAAAUCAUGUUCUAAUCGGAAAAUUGCAGAAAUCAAUAGCAGAACUUGAAGUCCUUCACCAAAGUAGAUCUGGUGCAAAUUUCAUCUCACCACCUUCUAAAUUCAGACGCCAUGAAAAGGUUAUGAAGAGUCAAAUUUUUGUCAAUCGGUUUGUCGAGAAACAACUGUAUAGCUUUCUUGACUACAUCUCCAGUGGAUUUGAACUCAGUUUCAUGGUUGCUGUUGACUUCACUGCUUCCAAUGGAAAUCCCAGAAGUCUAGAUUCUCUGCAUUACAUUGAUCAUUCAGGCCGCCUAAAUGCCUACCAGCAGGCUAUAAUGGAGGUCGGGGAGGUGAUACAGUUCUAUGAUUCAGACAGACGCUUUCCUGCUUGGGGAUUUGGUGGAAAAACACCAAAUGGUUCAAUAUCUCAUUGUUUUAACUUAAAUGGAAGCCCAACUGAUUUUGAGGUUGAAGGCGUUGAAGGUAUCAUGGCUGCGUACACGUCUGCUCUACACAACGUCGGUCUCUCUGGACCUACACUGUUUGGCCAAGUCAUAAACAAGGCUGCAGAUAUUGCCGGUCACUCUCUUUCUUGCAACCAAGCCAAGUAUUAUGUCCUCUUGAUUAUAACAGACGGUGUGGUUUCUGAUCUUCAAGAAACCAUAAAUUCUGUGGUGAGGGCAUCUGACUUACCCCUAUCAAUCCUCAUCGUUGGAGUUGGAAAUGCAGAUUUCAAGGAAAUGGAGAUUCUUGAUGCUGACAAUGGACGUCGAUUAGAGAGCAGUAGUGGAAGGAUAGCAACGCGUGACAUUGUUCAAUUCGUUCCAAUGCGUGAAGUGCUUGCGGGGCAAAUCUCUGUGGUUCAAGCUCUUCUCGAAGAACUGCCGUCUCAGUUUCUGAGUUACAUGCGUUGUAGAGAUGUUAAGCCUCUUAAUGUUUCUUAGUUCAAGGAUCAAAUUCAAAACCAAACUACUCUACUGAUCUUUGCAUUUUAUAGCUUCUUUUGAUUUUCAUGGAGUUGUUGUAGUUAGUUUUGUAAUUAUAUUUUCGUUUAUAUGUAAAAGAGAUUGAUAUUAUCUCAAGAUGGUCAAGUUUCCUGAGAGAGAGAAAGUGAAUGCAUGAGAAAGGGAAAAAGGAAUCUUGUACAGAAUAUUGAUUUUUUUGGACAUAUUUGAUAGUAGAUGCUUCACACUUUUCUCUUUA
Salvia miltiorrhiza (redroot sage) is the source of this 2460-nucleotide messenger RNA. Its product is annotated as protein BONZAI 3. Gene Ontology annotation, biological process: cellular response to calcium ion. Gene Ontology annotation, cellular component: plasma membrane. Bases 459 to 2201 code for a protein of 580 amino acids. The transcript has 16 exons. NCBI's taxonomy places the organism in Eukaryota, Viridiplantae, Streptophyta, Magnoliopsida, Lamiales, Lamiaceae. The record is from RefSeq and is a predicted model, not a curated record. Gene Ontology annotation, molecular function: calcium-dependent phospholipid binding.